AUGGUUAAGAAGAAACAAGGAAAUCAGGAAACGAAGCGUCCACAAUCAUCGCGAGCAAAAAAUGUUGGAUGCACUGCAACGAUCCAUCUUCGUUUAGAGAGUUGGCGAAUUGAGUCACCCACUAGAGAUAAAUUUAAUUCACGCAUAAUCACCACAACCAACGAUCAAGAAUUAUUAGAACUACUUGCCGACCGAGCAAAAAACCCUGAUUACGAUUAUAUUGCGAAGUACAACUCAACUACACCUUUGACUACUACUUCAACCCAAUAA
Rhizophagus irregularis DAOM 181602=DAOM 197198 is the source of this 270-nucleotide messenger RNA. RefSeq lists its product as uncharacterized. The record is from RefSeq and is a predicted model, not a curated record. NCBI's taxonomy places the organism in Eukaryota, Fungi, Glomeromycota, Glomeromycetes, Glomerales, Glomeraceae.